This is a messenger RNA of Xenopus tropicalis (tropical clawed frog), 2862 nucleotides long. RefSeq names its product junction plakoglobin (gene jup). Lineage: Eukaryota; Metazoa; Chordata; Amphibia; Anura; Pipidae. Gene Ontology annotation, biological process: cell adhesion. The record is from RefSeq and is marked provisional. Gene Ontology annotation, molecular function: cadherin binding. Gene Ontology annotation, cellular component: cell-cell junction; cytoplasm; membrane.
CUGAAUUGUGGGGAUACAGAGGCCUCUUCCAGCGCUUCACAACGCAGGAAGUAGAAUGGAUUUGGUGGAUGUAGUGGAAGUGCCAAUAAAAGUCACAGAGUGGCAGAAAACCUACACUUACGACUCGGGCAUCAAUUCUGGAAUAAACACAGCGUCUCCAUCGUUAAACGGGAAAAUGGUCAUCGAGGACGACAGCCACGCCUACCCCGGCAGUUACACUGUUAAAACCACGACGUACACACAGCAGCAGACCCCAGACAUGGACGCCCAGAUAAACAUGACUCGAGCCCAGCGCGUCCGAGCAGCAAUGUACCCAGAGACGGUGGAAGAUCACUCGUACCUUCUGACUACCCAGAUAGAAGGGCAGCAAACCAACGUGCAGAAACUGGCGGAACCCUCCCAAAUGUUGAAAUCUGCCAUCAUCCACCUUAUCAACUACCAGGAUGAUGCUGAGCUGGCCACCCGCGCCAUUCCGGAACUGACAAAGCUACUUAAUGAUGAGGAUCCGAUGGUGGUGAACAAGGCUUCCAUGAUUGUAAACCAGCUGUCCAAGAAAGAGGCAUCCCGCAAAGCCCUGAUGCAGUCCCCGCAGAUUGUUGCCGCUGUAGUUCGCACCAUGCAGCACACAAGUGACAUGGACACCGCUCGCUGUACCACCAGCAUCCUGCACAAUCUGUCCCACCACCGCGAGGGGCUUCUCUCUAUCUUCAAAUCCGGCGGCAUCCCUGCACUUGUGCGCAUGCUCAGUUCUCCAGUAGAAUCCGUGUUAUUCUAUGCCAUCACCACCUUGCACAACCUGCUGCUCUACCAGGAAGGGGCAAAGAUGGCAGUGCGUCUGGCAGAUGGUCUCCAGAAGAUGGUGCCUUUGCUUAAUAAGAAUAACCCCAAAUUCUUGGCCAUCACUACAGACUGCCUUCAGCUCUUGGCCUAUGGAAAUCAGGAGAGCAAGCUAAUUAUAUUGGCCAAUGGAGGACCUCAAGGGUUGGUUCAGAUCAUGAGGAACUACAAUUACGAGAAGCUUCUGUGGACCACAAGCCGGGUGCUAAAAGUAUUGUCUGUGUGUCCCAGCAAUAAACCAGCCAUUGUGGAAGCCGGUGGAAUGCAAGCACUGGGGAAACAUCUGACCAGCAACAGCCCAAGACUUGUACAGAACUGCCUGUGGACAUUAAGGAAUCUCUCUGAUGUGGCCACUAAACAGGAGGGCCUGGAUAACGUUCUAAAGAUCCUGGUGAACCAGCUGAGUUCUGAUGAUGUAAACGUCCUCACCUGUGCCACUGGCACAUUGUCCAACCUCACCUGCAACAACGGUCGCAACAAGACUCUCGUGACGCAGAGCAACGGGGUUGAGUCUCUGAUUCACACCAUCCUUCGUGCGAGUGACAAGGAUGACAUUGCAGAGCCUGCUGUCUGUGCCCUGCGUCACCUGACCAGUCGCCACCAAGACGCAGAGGUGGCUCAGAAUUCAGUGCGACUGCACUACGGCAUCCCUGCCAUUGUGAAACUUCUCAACCCACCAUACCAGUGGCCACUGGUCAAGGCAACCAUCGGCUUGAUCCGGAACUUGGCCCUUUGUCCAGCCAAUCAUGCUCCCUUAUACGAUGCAGGUGUCAUUCCCAGGCUAGUCCAGCUGCUGGUUAAAGCUCACCAAGAUGCACAGAGGCAUGCAGCUUCCGGGGCACAGCAACCCUACACGGAUGGAGUGAAGAUGGAAGAGAUUGUGGAAGGUUGCACUGGGGCUCUGCAUAUUCUUGCCAGGGAUCCUGUGAACCGUAUGGACAUCUACAAGCUAAACACCAUCCCGCUGUUUGUACAGCUCCUGUAUUCCCCUGUGGAGAAUAUUCAGAGAGUGGCCGCGGGCGUGCUGUGUGAGUUGGCUCAGGAUAAAGAAGCGGCAGACACCAUUGAUGCAGAGGGAGCCUCAGCCCCACUCAUGGAAUUGCUGCACUCCCGCAAUGAAGGCAUAGCCACAUAUGCUGCUGCUGUUCUAUUCCGCAUAUCCGAGGACAAAAACGCAGAUUAUAGGAAGCGCGUGUCCGUGGAGCUCACUAAUGCCAUCUUCCGACAGGAUCCUGCCGCCUGGGAAGCAGCGCAGAGCAUGAUUCCUCUUAAUGAUCCUUAUCCAGAUGAAAUGGAAAAUUAUCGAGCUAUGUACCCUGAAGAUAUUCCAUUAGAACCAAUGGGAGGAGAUAUGGAUGUGGAGUAUGCAAUGGAUGGCUACAGUGACCACCCAGUCAGGGGGGGCUACUCUGAUAACCACAUGAUGGCAUAAAUCCUCUUGCACAAGACAUCUACUACAGAAGAAUCUUUUCAAGACAAAAAGUGCCUACAGUGGAUCUGCUCCUUCUUCCCCUUUACAGGCCCCUAUAUUCCCUUUUUAAAGAGCUUUUAUUUGAUAGAAUUUGCUUGGGGUGGGAUUUUGUAAAUGCCCCUCAGCACCAGGGGUCUGGCUUUUAGUUUGCUAAAUAUUAACCUCCCCAACUCAGCACCUUUUUGAGGUUAAUAGAUUUUUUUUUUUUUAUGUAGAUCGCCGCAUCCAAAAGCUUGUGUUGCUCUACUGCCUUCUUUUUCUAUAGAUUAUAAAUAUAUAUUUUUCUUUUUUUUUUUUUUUUUAAAUAUGGUGCAAAGAGUGCUUGUCCUUUUUACAUGCCACAGUUUUAUUUUGUAAUUUGUUUUAUCUCCCAACCUCUGCAAUUCUGUAGCCGUCAAUACUAAAAGAAGCCAUUGCAUACAGACACACACGUUUACUGUUGGCCUUUCAGUGGUUGGGCGUUCUUUACUGGCUGGUGACCGGCAGACUGAUUUCUAUUGGAUUGUAAUCAUUUUGUGACAAAAAAAAAAGAAAAUAAAAAUCUGUAUAUUCUG